CACAAAACGAUUUUAAACAAAUAAACAAACUAUCCUUUACCCUUUACCAUCUAAAAAAUAUUACACAUCAAUCCGCAAUCUGACGUUUGUUGAAAGAUUAUCUGUUAAGCUGCUCCAAGGCGGAGUUUCGAGAUAAGAGAAAUUAAUAUGUUUAUUUUCGUGAAUUCUUGGUAUGUGACUAAUUUAUAAAUAAUUACGAUACGAGGAAAAAAUUAAAGAAAACACAAACGCAUUGGAUUGGGAGAUGUCACAGGCUGGUGGUAUGGGGAUAAGGUGCACAGUAGUAAUAUAACUUUAUUUUUUGUUGGUUUUUAUUUAUUUAAGUGUUGAAUAUGGAUCCUAAACUACAAGGCAAACCGAGUCCUGUCAGACAAUUUCAAGCCAUUCAUGGAGACCCCGAGGAUGCAUAUCCGAGCCUAUCGGAUUUCCACGACUAUGAACCAAACUUAGAAUUCGAUGAUACUGAAUUGCAACAUCCUACAGGAGUCGAUGCAGGUAUUAUCGAUUACAUUGCCCCUCUGAGUACAAAUAGUGGAAGCAGGAGGAAACAAAUAUAUCGGAAGAGACCAAAACGUUUUGAGGAAAUUGCAAAUUAUGGAGUCAUCGAAGUCGUUGGUGAUGACACGGCUGGACGCAAAACUAUAGUUGUCUACGCCUGCAGACUGCCUGCUAAGGAAGUUCUUAAUUUACAACUUCUUUUAGAUUACAUAACCCACACCCUCGACGCCUUCGUCAACGAGGACUACACCCUAGUCUACUUCCACCAAGUCACCAGCAGAAACAAACCACCUUUGACGUGGCUCUGGCAGGCCUACAAAGCCUUCGACAGGAAAUUCAAGAAGAACCUGAAGGCCCUAUAUCUAGUGCACCCGACCAACUUUAUCCGAAUCGUUUGGCAAAUCUUCAAGCCCGCCAUCAGCAAAAAGUUCGGCCGGAAAGUCAUGUAUGUCAAUUACCUUUACGAACUCAGCGACCUGCUGCACUUGGAACAGAUGAGCCUGCCUCAGACCAUCUUAGAUUUCGAUGCCCAAUUGUUGUCAAAAAAUCCAAAAGCAACGACGGUGACGAAUACUCAAGUGGAUCGCGUCAAUGCAAAUGUAUCGGCGGUUAGUCAUCAUUUGCCGACGCAACAAUUUGGUGUUUCUUUGCAGUAUAUUAAAGAAAAUCAUCCCGAUAUCGAAGAUGAUAUUCCGCCGAUUGUUAGGCAGUGUAUAGAGUUUCUGGAACAACCUGAUGCCUUAGAAACAGAGGGUUUGUUCAGACGUUCCGCCAAUGUAACGACGAUAAGGGAAUUGCAAGAUCAGGUGAACAAAGGCGAGACGAUAAGUUUUGGUGGUGACCCUCAUGUUGCCGCCGUUAUGCUUAAAACAUUCCUUCGAGAACUGGAAGAACCCCUAUUGACUUUCGACUUGUACGAUGAGAUUAUACAAUUUUUAUGUUGGCCUAAAGACGAAAGACCGAAAAGGGUGAAAGUUCUCAUAUUAGAAAAACUGCCGAUGGAAAAUUUGAAGCUGUUGGGAUUCAUUGCUAAGUUUUUAUGGAAGGUGAUGGACAGGUGCGACCUGAACAAGAUGACCUCCUCCAACUUGGCAGUUGUUUUCGGGCCAAAUCUGGUUCGUCAUCAGACCUGCACAAUGUCACUGCAGGCAAUUGCACCGAUAAAUGCAUUUACCGAUUUCAUGCUGCAGAACCAAGAGUCGAUUUUUAUUGUGUAAGUGAUGAUCAUAAUCAUAAUUGAUGAUGGACUAAUUAUUACGAUGCAUAUUUAAUAUGUAUUCAAUAGGUAAUAUGAAAGAAUUUGUUUAAUUAAGUCAAUUAAUGGUAAAAAAAAUAAUGCUGAUGUUGGUUUGUUUUUGUGUUCGAGAGACUUGUUGAGAUUUUAUAUGAAAGAGGAUCAAAAUAGUUAGUGACUACUUAUGUUUGUAUAAUAUGCAGAAUUUUAUGAUAUUUGUUAAUGUGGUGCAAGAACUGGUGAAAAAAAUUAAGGAGGAAAAUACAUAAAAAACUGAAAAACAAAAGCGCAAAAAUCCAAUCGCAUUAACUGAUAAAAACUGAUGAACAUUUCAUAAAUGAGUAAAUUUAUGGACCGAUUCUCUCCCAACAGACUAAUGUUAUGGCAAGGCCAUGUUACGCUUCAACUUCCAUACACUAUGCUACCGAAUCAUGUGCUUUCAGGCGUUUUACACGUAAACUGCAACGUCACUCGUGU
Ctenocephalides felis (cat flea) is the source of this 2209-nucleotide messenger RNA. RefSeq names its product rho GTPase-activating protein 1-like. Gene Ontology annotation, biological process: negative regulation of endocytic recycling; small GTPase-mediated signal transduction. NCBI's taxonomy places the organism in Eukaryota, Metazoa, Arthropoda, Insecta, Siphonaptera, Pulicidae. Gene Ontology annotation, cellular component: cytoplasm. Gene Ontology annotation, molecular function: GTPase activator activity. The record is from RefSeq and is a predicted model, not a curated record.